AUGAGAAUAACACGAAUUGUUUUCGUGUUUGCCCUGGCUGCUGCUUGUGUUCCUGCCCUCUGUGGCGAAGAGGAACCUCCGGUCCUCCACCUCGAGGCUCCUGCUGAAAGUCAGUCCCGCUUUGUUGCUUUGGAUGACGUGUAUCUCCCGGCAAAUGGCCUCCUCCAAAUGGGUCAGAGCCUGCGGCAGUUUGCACAGAAAACAAAGGGACAGAUAAAUGAUAUCUUCCAAAAACUCAACAUUUUCAAUCGCUCUUUCAGCCAGCUGUCAGUGCUGGCCAGCGAAAUCAAGGUGACAGAAGAAGAACUGAAGAGUACUGCUACUGUGUUAAUGGCCAACAAUGAAGAACUCAGGGGCUUUUCUGAAGAGAUCAGCUCCAAGAUGAACAGCAUCCUGCAAGAGAAAAGUCAACUGCAGAAUAAAGUGGAGGGCCUCGAGGAGAAGCUGAGCAGUCUGUCACUUGGCCUUGUGCCGAGUGAACGAGCAGCAGAGAUCAAUAGCCUUAGGGAGGUGAUCCAGAGCCAGGAGCAAAGCAUUACACAGCUGCUGAAGGCCGUGAGGGAACUAAGUGACCAGCUCAUCUACCAGAGGACAAAGAUCAAUAUUCUAGAGGAAAAGCUGACAGCCAACAUGUUAGCUAGCCCAGGAGACCAUUGAGAAGAUGCCAGAAACCU
Maylandia zebra (zebra mbuna) is the source of this 674-nucleotide messenger RNA. NCBI's taxonomy places the organism in Eukaryota, Metazoa, Chordata, Actinopteri, Cichliformes, Cichlidae. The record is from RefSeq and is a predicted model, not a curated record.